AUGUCUUGGAUAAGUCGAAAGUCCGAGCCCGACAAGAAUGAUAGGGACUUGUUGAGAUUCUCUAGAGGUGAAAAUGAGGCAUUUAGGAUAUACAAGCAUGAAGAGAGACGCAAUGAUGGUGUUCGGGUGGCUGGAGAUCCCUAUACACAGUCAACCCUUCUAAAAGACGAAAAUGAAUGGGACUCUUGGCUUCAGAAGUUGGAACAGCUACCAGCUAAGCCUUCAUGCCCAGGAGAUGGGAACGAUGGCUCGAACAGCCAGAGUAAGGAAAUACUCAGCAACAUAAAUCUGGUCAUGGGUGGGAGGAUGUCAUGUCUCUCCAGGAUGCCUUUCUCGGAGCACGUUUUCACAGAAUUGGUGAGCAGAUUGAAUAUGCACAGGUCGGUUAUACGUGCAAUCAACAGAAACACAAGCUGUACCUUUUCCCGAAUCAUAUACGACGAGUCGAUAGUAUAUAAUUGUAGAACAGCCGAGAGCUGGUCAGACGAUAUGGCUUUAACCGUUACAUUCUUUCCGAGCACCCUGACUACGAAUGCCAUCUGGUUCGGCUGUAACUUGGAGCAACGGUUCAUCCAUGGCCACAAACUGUCAGAUUCUGGUAUCAUUACAGCUAAGCUGCGCGAAUUUGAUGGGCAAGUCUUUCACCCUAUGAUGCUGCCCACUAUUUUCGCAGAAUUUGAAAGGGACAGACAUAUCGGUCUUGUACGCAAGAGCAAUACGCAGUUUGUGCAAAGGAUGAUCGAUAUCGAGUCGAGGAAUGAAAGGUUCUAUGGUAUACAACAGCUUCGGGGAGACGUCCGGCAUUCGAUGGAGAAAAUUUCCCCAUCAUCAUCAAGAUCCAGCUCAUUCUUCAACGGUAUGAAGGGAAGAGUUGAAAGCUUUCUAUCAGGCAAGACCGUCUCAACAACGUCAACAUUCAAUACUACGGCCAGGUCAGAGACAUUGCAAGAUGAAAUUAACUCUAUGGAUGAAGAGGAAGAAGAGACUUGUGCAAUGCUCUGGAUCAAGAUUAGCCAUCUUAAGAACGGACUGGAGAACUGGAAAACCCAGCUGCGCAAGAUGGUUGAGCAUACAAAGGAACUCGAGGACAUGGACUUUGGCAUAAGAUAUGACGUGCAGAUUUCUCCCUGGUUCCAGAAACGAGAUGCCUUGAAGGAUUGUGGGAAGCGACUUAGGGAAAGAUUGCAAGACUUGAUGGACGAAUAUGACGAUUUUAUAAGAGAAUGCGACCACAUCAUGGCCGGAAUGUCGCUUGCAACGCAGCUGGAUCUCAACCACAUCGGCCGCAAAGAUGCAAAGCUCAACGAAAACAUAUCCAAGAGCAGCCUGGCAGUGGCGGAAACCGCCCAGAGAGAUGGCAGCCUUAUGAAGUCCAUUGCCGUUCUGGGCAUGAUCUACUUGCCAGCAACAUUUGUUUGUACCUUCUUUUCCAUGGGGUUCUUCCAAUGGAGAGGACAGAGUGAGAGUACGACAACGGUAUCGCCGGAUCUUUGGAUCUUUGGGCUUGCUGCGGUUGCUUUCACUUUGAUUACUGUGGGGGUGUUUCUGGUUUGCACGAUGAGGAGGAGGGAUUCGGUGAUGUCCAAGCUGCAUCUUGUUUGA
Trichoderma citrinoviride is the source of this 1602-nucleotide messenger RNA. RefSeq lists its product as hypothetical. Bases 1 to 1602 code for a protein of 533 amino acids. The record is from RefSeq and is a predicted model, not a curated record. Lineage: Eukaryota; Fungi; Ascomycota; Sordariomycetes; Hypocreales; Hypocreaceae. The transcript is spliced from 5 exons.